This is a messenger RNA of Lactuca virosa, 523 nucleotides long. Lineage: Eukaryota; Viridiplantae; Streptophyta; Magnoliopsida; Asterales; Asteraceae. The record is from the annotation of a GenBank genome assembly.
AUGGCAACGAAUGAGAAAAUAAUGGAUGAGAGUGGUAUUUUUGCCUGUUACCACGCUGUUGAGGUUUUCGCUCUUCGAGUCGCACUGAAUCACAGUUCGAACACGAAACAAAUGGCAAGUGAGCAAAAAGUCGAUGAAAAUCAACCGGAAAAGGGAAAUGACAAUCUGGUAGCAAACACCGGCGUUUCAAGCGGCUUUACAGGGAUGGUAUAUGAACAGUAUCGUAAAGCUAAAGAGAACGCUGAAGCUUAUCCUUAUGUAUGGAGUUCCUAUCUUAUCGUCUAUGGUGGAUUUGGUCUCUGGGUAGCAUAUAGAUACAGAAAGCUUCGUAAUACUGAAGACAGAGUCAAAGCUCUUCAAGAAAAACUUCGUAUCCUUCGUCAAGAAAGAGAGCCAACAACAAGCUCUGCUGCAUCGACCAAAAAGAUAACAUCAUCUAAUGAAGAAUCUACCAAAUAGUUUUCAGGUAGUUCAAUGAUGCACCACAUUGUCAUUCAUUCCAAUGAAGCGUGAACUAUAUGGG